AACAAAACAAGAAAGGAAGCAGCACAAGUGACGUGGAAAAGAAAACUUGGAAACCACAAUGAAGUAUCUAAAUAUCUCUGCCAGAAUGACUCAAGCAGACAAGAAGAAGCGGUCCACCCGCAAGGUCAAGAUGAUCCCGUCGCCCGUGGUAAUAAGGGUGCAAGCAAUACUGCAGAAGGAGAUGGUGCGAGAGUUCCUGGCCGAGCUCAUGAGCACAUUUGUCAUGAUGGUGUUUGGCCUUGGCUCCGUGGCCCAUAUGGUUCUAGGAGAAAAUUUUGGGAGCUUCCUCGGUGUCAACUUGGGUUUUGGCUUCGGAGUCGCCAUUGGAGUGCACGUGGCAGGGAAAGUCUCUGCCAACGACUUCUUCUAG
Molecule: messenger RNA, 370 nt
Organism: Myotis lucifugus (little brown bat)
Lineage: Eukaryota; Metazoa; Chordata; Mammalia; Chiroptera; Vespertilionidae
Product: aquaporin-7
Exons: 5
Coding region: 59-370 (103 amino acids)
Biological process (GO): water transport; glycerol transmembrane transport
Cellular component (GO): plasma membrane; basolateral plasma membrane
Molecular function (GO): glycerol channel activity; water channel activity; urea transmembrane transporter activity
Source: RefSeq, a predicted model, not a curated record